UAGCCUUAAGGCUACUAACAUAAAUAGAUAACUUAUUUUAGAAACAAAUCUGAGCUAAAUAAUGCUUAUUUGUGUAAAAUGGUAUUAAGUUCAUGAGUAGUGUGGUCACAAGUUGAUCUAGCUGGCUCUUGUUUUUCAGAGAGAUGGCUGGCUGCAUGCUGUACAAGUUGUUUUGUUACUUCUACAGAAUAACAAUGUGGUGAUAAUGACACACUGGAAUUGUCUCUCAAGUUUAACUUAUUUUCCCUUAAUGAUUUGGGUUUUAAUCCAGUAAAAAACAUUUCAACUGCAACCACAGAUGCAUUUGACUGAAAGUCACUAACCGAAACACCUCUCCCAUUUGUUACAUCACGUCCAAUGUGCUCAAACGUGUAGGCUACAGCGGAACCUAAGCCAUGGUAACCCGCUGAAGCGGCUUUGUUUUGGAUCACAGUACCUUGCUUGUCAGGACCCGCCCUACUCUGCUUUUGAUUGGCUAGUAGUCCUUACCUAGCUACUGCGCAUGUGCAACUCCCCACAAAGCUCGAAUUGAAGUGAGAUGCCUCACUCGCUGGCUAAAACGGCCCGUUCGACACGGGUUGAAAAGAGGAGCUGCAGGAAUGUGCAGUGUGACCACAAAAAUAUGGUGUUUUUUUCAAAAUUCAACCAUAUAAAGCUAUUCUGUUACAACCCCUAAAUAACAUUAUGAACCUGAAAAUUAGUAUAAUAUGACCUCUUUAACUCACCUUGUACCUUAUUUUGUGGUCCAUGAGGAACUUUGUAUGGCCUAUAAAUUUUCUUAUGUAUUAAAAACUUUAUUUAUUAAAGAAGCAGCAUGUCUCUCUCUCUCUGCUAAUCUUCCAAGGGCUGAAGUUGUCUUGGGAAGAAUCAUAAAGAAGAAAGGAUGGAGGCGUUCCAGUUUAGUCAUCACCACCAAAAUCUUCUGGGGUGGAAAAGCAGAAAUGGAAAGAGGGUUGUCUAGAAAACAUAUAAUUGAAGGUCUAAGAGCAUCACUAGAGAGGCUUCAGCUGGAGUACAUAGACGUGGUUUUUGCAAAUCGACCAGAUCCUAAUACACCUAUAGAAGAGACGGUGAGGGCAAUGACCCAUGUGAUCAACCAGGGGAUGGCCAUGUAUUGGGGGACAUCAAGAUGGACCUCCAUGGAGAUAAUGGAAGCAUACUCAGUGGCAAGACAGUUCAACCAGAUCCCACCCAUCUGCGAACAGGCAGAGUACCACAUGUUCCAGAGGGAGAAAGUUGAAGUGCAACUCCCUGAUCUCUUCCACAAGAUAGGCAUUGGAGCAAUGACAUGGUCUCCACUGGCCUGUGGAAUCAUCUCAGGGAAGUAUAACAGUGGGAUCCCCCCUUAUUCACGUGCCUCACUUAAGGGCUAUCAGUGGAUGAAGGACAAGAUCCUGAGUGAGGAGGGGCACCGUCAGCAGCUGAAGCUAAAAGAGUUGCAGGCAGUUGCUGAGCGACUAGGCUGCACUCUGCCCCAGCUGGCUAUCGCCUGGUGCUUGAGGAACGAAGGUGUGAACUCUGUCCUCCUGGGAGCUUCCAGAACCGAGCAGCUGAUGGAGAAUAUCAGAGCAAUACAGGUUAGAAAGCAUACAGGCAGCAGGUGGAAACACUUUAACAGUUCCAUAACAACAGCCAACACAACAUGGUACCAAACAGUCUUUUGUGAGUGUUUGGAAUGAUUUAGGUCACUUUCAGGCCUUAAGUUUACUUGGUACAGACCAAAGAAACAUAUAAUCAGUUGUUACCUUUCAUGUUCUGGUCAGUUUCGUUUUAAAACUGCAACAACCCCAGUCCCAGACGUUAAUCCAAGCCCCAGCCCAAUUUCUCCCUUCCAGAAUUUAAAUGCAGAAUAUAUAAAACCUGUCCAUAUUCUAAGACAAAGCCGUUGUAACCUUCAUGAUUUUAAGAAUGUAAAACAACGAUCACUUUGUGAGCACAGUGCAGCAGCAUGGAUACUUCUUGGCUAUUUGUCUCUUUGUCCUGUUGGGAUUACAGUGUGAUCAAGG
Molecule: messenger RNA, 2006 nt
Organism: Micropterus salmoides (largemouth bass)
Lineage: Eukaryota; Metazoa; Chordata; Actinopteri; Centrarchiformes; Centrarchidae
Product: voltage-gated potassium channel subunit beta-2-like
Exons: 9
Coding region: 708-1679 (323 amino acids)
Biological process (GO): regulation of action potential; potassium ion transport; regulation of potassium ion transmembrane transport
Cellular component (GO): juxtaparanode region of axon; extrinsic component of cytoplasmic side of plasma membrane; cytoplasm
Molecular function (GO): potassium channel regulator activity; voltage-gated potassium channel activity; transmembrane transporter binding
Source: RefSeq, a predicted model, not a curated record